Malania oleifera is the source of this 486-nucleotide messenger RNA. RefSeq lists its product as uncharacterized. NCBI's taxonomy places the organism in Eukaryota, Viridiplantae, Streptophyta, Magnoliopsida, Santalales, Ximeniaceae. Gene Ontology annotation, molecular function: 2 iron, 2 sulfur cluster binding. Gene Ontology annotation, cellular component: mitochondrion. Bases 1 to 486 code for a protein of 161 amino acids. The transcript has 2 exons. The record is from RefSeq and is a predicted model, not a curated record. Gene Ontology annotation, biological process: P450-containing electron transport chain.
AUGGGUGCGGUGCCUAGUGCAGAGAUGGAACGACAGCGUCGAGAGGCCGAGUAUGAUAAGCAAGAGAUGGCUCAACAGAUGCAGAUGAUGGAAAUGGAGAACACGAAAUUGAGAUCGGAGUAUCUCUAUUCCAAGUCCAUACUCUCCAGUUCCUCUUCCUCUUCAUCGCCAUCCUCCACCUCCAGCUCCAAGAAGGUCGCCGAUUACAUCGUGAAGUUGUUCGCGAUUGACCCCGAUGGGCAAAAACGGGAGGUGUUAGGGCUGGCAGGGCACACCCUUCUGCGAGCUCUGUCCAACCACGGCCUCAUUGACCCUACUUCACACCGCCUGGAGGACAUUGAUGCCUGCUCCGCCGAGUGUGAGGUCAACAUUGCCCAGGAGUGGCUCGAAAAGCUCCCUCCUCCCUCCUACGACGAGCAGUACGUGCUCAAGAGGAAUUCCAGGUCUAGGGUUCUCAACAAGCAUUCCAGGCUCCUUUUCCUGUGA